Messenger RNA from Acanthoscelides obtectus, 2050 nucleotides. Lineage: Eukaryota; Metazoa; Arthropoda; Insecta; Coleoptera; Chrysomelidae. The record is from the annotation of a GenBank genome assembly.
CACAAAUUUGUCAGCGGACACGAGGCGCAUCUCGUGCGAAAUACCUUCCUAUGCUCAGUAUGGCAUAACCUAGUUUGGUAGACGUUACUUCGUUACUUGUCAUUGGUUUUCCACGUAUUUAUUCUAAUUUGUUCGAUACGGAAGUCAUAAUGAGCAGUAGAACAAGACAUAUCAUGUCCCUUGUGGAAAAGAAUAAGAAUGAAAACUCUGAUAGUGAUUUUGACAUGGAAGGUUCUUUCUAGAUACGUACCAUGACUCUGAUGAUUCUCGAGAUCAAAAUUAUUCACCAAAUGGGAGUGACACUGAAAGCAGUUAGGGGGGUCCAGGUUACAUGGAGUUUUCAACUUUUCAAAAUCAAAAUGAAAUGCAGGACUUUGUACCCAGUCCUGUUUCCAGAAAGUCUAUUCAAGAAAUUAAUUACGAUGAUGGACCUCCUUCGAUUCAUCAAAAUAAUUUUGAAUACAUCCCCGGCAACUGUAUCAACGAGGCUAUAAUAAGUUUGCUUGGAGAAGGAGAACCCCAUGAAUUCUAUAAUCUCUUGAUAAAUGAUGAGAUUUUUGAAAUGAUUGUUGAACAAACAAAUUUAUUUGCUUCUCAGCGCUUGAUGUCAGAAGAUUCAGAUUUCGGAAAAUCAUCUAAAUUUCACUCAUGGACUCCAACCACUGUAUCCGAAAUAAAAAAAUUUUUUGGUAUUACUGCUUAUAUGGGUUUGGUAGAAAUGCCCACUUUGGAGAGAUAUUGGAGUACUAAUUCCAAAUACAAAAACCAGAUUUGUGGAAAAUUCAUGCCAAGAAAUCGCUUCGAGCUAAUAUUAACUAUGCUUCACUUUUCGGAUAAUCAGUCUAAUGAUUCAAAUAGUCGACUGCAUUAAGUGCAAUCUUUAGUGGACAAAUUCGUAUGCAACAGUCAAAUGUUCUAUACACCAGCUAGAGUUUUCUGCAUAGAUGAAAGUUUAAUACCCUUCCGAGGCAGAUUAAUUUUUAAACAAUACAUUCCUAAUAAGGCCCAUACAUACGGCGUGAAAAUUUUCAAAUUAUGCGCAGGACCAGGUUGCACAUGGAACAUGAAAAUCUAUUCUGGAAAAGAAGCUGACCAAAAUAACUCAAUCCUUACCAAGAUUGUCUUAGAACUUAGUGAAAAACUUUUAGAUACUGGACGCAUGGCUGUAACCGAUAAUUAUUACACAAGUAUAGAUCUUGCAAACCAACUACUUCAAAGAAGAACUCAUUUGAUGGGGACUUUAAGAGCAAACAGAAGGGGCAACCCAAAAGAAGUUGUUGGCGCAAAGCUAAAAAAAGGAGAAAUCAAAGCAAAGCAAGUAGAACAUGGAAUUUCUAUCCUAAAAUGGAAAGAUAAGAGGGAUGUGCUUAUGCUUUCCACUUAUCAUUUCAAUGAAACUUUGACAAUACAAAUAAGAGGCAAAGAAAUAGUAAAGCCCUUAAUGGUAGUUGACUAUAACAAAGGCAAAUCUUCAGUUGAUCUCUCAGAUCAAUUUGCAAGCUAUGGAUCUUGCGUACGAAAAACCGUUAAAUGGUACCACAAAAUUGCCAUUAAAAUUAUACUGGGCACUGCGAUUGUCAAUUCUCAUUUGCUGUAUGAGGAAGUCACAGGAAAUAAAAUAAGUUUGUUAGAUUUUCGUGAAGCGAUAAUUGAUAAGCUCCUAGAUAGACCAUUGACUGAUCCCGAUGUUAAAAAAAAAACACAUGCAUUUGAGAAACAUCCAGGAAACUCAAGAGUCGGAAGAAGGUACUGUAGGGGUUGCUAUAAGAAGAAAUUAAAAAAUGAAAUACCGAAAAACAAAGUAAAAAAGUUACCACUUUUUGUAAAACUUGUCCAGAUCAACCUCGAUACUGUUUGGAAUGUUUUAAUAAGGGCCAUAAUAAAUAGGAACUUUCUGCCAUUUUUUUUGUAGACAUAAAAAUAUGUUGAAAUGUUUGUUAUGUAAUGUAUUCAUAUAACACUCUAUAAGGAAGAAUUUUUUGAACAUCUUUUGUACGAAAAAAAUGUUAAAAAUGUUUGUUUCAACACAAUAGUAAAGUUUUAGUAACCC